This is a messenger RNA of Megalobrama amblycephala (Wuchang bream), 2267 nucleotides long. It is a transcript of the gene ctbs, whose product is annotated as chitobiase, di-N-acetyl-. The record is from RefSeq and is a predicted model, not a curated record. The transcript is spliced from 7 exons. Gene Ontology annotation, biological process: chitin catabolic process; carbohydrate metabolic process. The coding region runs from base 117 to 1229 and encodes 370 amino acids. Gene Ontology annotation, cellular component: extracellular region. Gene Ontology annotation, molecular function: chitinase activity; chitin binding. NCBI's taxonomy places the organism in Eukaryota, Metazoa, Chordata, Actinopteri, Cypriniformes, Xenocyprididae.
UCACUUUCAUUUCUUUGGUGUCACAUGUUAGUAUUGUUUCUCUCUGUUUUGAUGUGCAGACAGAAGUGAUGAUUUUCAUUACAGGGUUUUAACAUAUAUUUUAGCGUCAACAAACAAUGUGGAUUUCUGUGUCACUCUUCGUGCUGACUUUGUCCGCACAGGUGUGGUCCAACGUUUGUCCUUGUGCACGGGAGGAACUCUGUCAACCCAUUCGAUCCCAACCGGCGUUUGAGGUUUUUGUAUUUGAUGUUGGGAAAAAGGCUUGGAAGUUUUAUGACUGGACUAAAGUGACAACAGUUGCAGCUUUUGGACAAUAUGAUGCUGAACUCAUGUGUUACGCUCACUCUAAAGGAGCUCGAUUGGUCCUGAAAGGAGAUGUGCCACUCCCAGAUAUUGUGGAUCCUGUAAAUAGGACAGCUUGGGUCGAGGCAAAGGUCCAGCUGGCAAAGAGUCAGUUCAUGGAUGGAAUAAACAUAGACGUUGAGCAGGCGGUGGAGACCGGUUCCCCUGAAUACUAUGCUUUGACAGCCCUUGUCAAGGAAACCACUGAAAGUUUCCACACAGAGAUCCCAGGCUCUCAGGUAUCAUUUGAUGUGGCUUGGUCACCCAAAUGCAUCGAUAAGCGUUGCUAUGACUACCUUGCCAUUGCCGAUUCAUGUGAUCUCUUGUUUGUUAUGUCCUAUGAUGAGCAAAGCCAGAUCUGGGAGGAUUGUAUAGCCAUGGCCAAUGCCCCCUUCAAUCAGACAUUGACAGCCUAUGAUCAAUACAUCAGCAUGAACAUUGACCCAAAGAAACUUGUGAUGGGUGUUCCAUGGUAUGGUUAUGACUACAGCUGCCUUAAUUUCUCAAAGGAUGGAAUAUGUACAAUUCCAAAAGUGCCAUUCAGAGGGGCUCCAUGUAGUGAUGCAUCCGGCAAACAAAUUCCAUACAGCAUCAUGAUGAAACAGAUCAACAGCUCAAUAUCAGGAAGACUGUGGGAUGAAAACCAGCGAGCUCCAUAUUAUAAUUACAAGGACACAGAAGGCAGGGUCCAUCAGGUGUGGUAUGAUGACCCAGAAAGCAUUGCCCUGAAAGCUGCCUAUGUGGCACAACAUGGUCUGAAAGGAAUCGGAAUGUGGAAUGGAAAUCUCUUGGACUACAGCAGUGAUCCAAUCGCCCAGCAACAGACUGUGGACAUGUGGAACGCCCUUAUACCCAAUGAACACAGGGAGUCUGCUGCUGUCUCAUAGGAUUCUCUGUUUUGUUUUGUUUUUUGUCAAUAUUCACAUAAAAUCAGAAGUAGUGCUUACCAUAAAUAUUUGUCAUAUUUGUCAUUGUCAUAAACUGAAUAAAUGGCACAUUACUUGUCAGCAACCAGUUAAUAUGUUAAAGAAGAAGUGUGUCAUUUUUUUGGAUGUCGUAACCCAUCUUAAUGUCUGCAAUCAAUUAUCAGUCAGACAUUCAUAGGUUGGUUUCCCCAAAAUGUGUAAAAACUGUGAUGCUUUCAAACCAUUGCUGUACAUCCUGAGCUCAACCAUCUCUUUAGCCGAUCAUUGGAGGACAGAGGAAGUGUUGGGGAAACUCAUUAUUUUUCUAAGUACAUUUGGUGACGUUAAUGGUGCAGAAAUUACAUAAUUCAUUUUUAAACAGCCAGACUAAAUCCAGGAAGCAGAUUUACACAUUACUCAAAUUCCAAAACAAUAUCUGUCAAAUCUCUUAAAUACUAUCUUUUGUGCUUUGUGUAAAUGUAAGAAGUCUUUUAUACAUAAUUUCAUAAUUUUCAGUGAAAGCUGAAUCACAACUUUUGUCCACAAAGAAAUCUAAUUUCUAAGAAAUCUAAUGUUAAGCACAUAGAUGUGUAUUCUGUGUUUCCUUAAAACUGAGCUCUCUUUUGCAUCAGUUCUGCUCUCAGGGAUGGUAGUUCUGUGGCAGCUUGCUUUCUCAACUAGACAAAUAAAGAUAAAUGAAUAAAUAAAUGUAGAAAGUAACAAAAGAAUUAACCAGGGCAUGUCUGUUUGGUACAGUACCUUGAUCUCUGUAGCCAGUUUCAUUUUAGCAUCAUCCACAUUUUUCCUCAGAUUAUCAAUUUCACUGCUCUCCGUCAUAAUCUGGAUUAUCAACUCAUUCUGUAAGUGCAAAGCACAAUGUUUUUGAUCAAAAUAUUAAAUUAAGAAAGAAACAGCAGUUUCUUCCCUGUCGAGGAGUUCUACAAAUGAAGCAUGAUUGGGUCAUUAUUUUACUGAAAUGAGAGUAAUAAAAAAAAAAAAAAAAUAAAAAACUACCUUCAA